UGAGAGUGUAGUCAGAUUUCACGGGACAAAGUAGUUCUCCCAAACACUUCAAUAUCUAUGGCUUCUUUAGCGGUGGAAACCUGCAAUAUGCAGGUGGACAUUGAUGAGAAGAACACACAUCAUGAUGUAAGGUCUCAGUGGGUGCUUAACGCUCCUGAGCCCCCAAGUCCAUGGCGUGUGGUUGCAGAUUCUGUGAGGAAAACCAUCUCCAAUUGUCGAGAAAAGUUUUCCCCUCUCAGAAAUCAACCCUGCACCACACUUGUGCUUUCAGUUUUGCAGGGGAUUUUUCCUAUUCUUAACUGGGGCAGAAACUAUACUGCUACUAAAUUCAGGAAAGAUUUUCUUGCAGGCCUCACUAUUGCAAGUCUCUGUAUUCCCCAGAGCAUUGGGUAUGCCACCCUAGCACACCUUGAUCCUCAAUAUGGCCUUUAUACAAGUGUUGUACCACCUCUUAUCUAUGCUGUAAUGGGAACUUCGAGAGAGAUAGCAAUUGGUCCUGUGGCAGUGGUUUCGCUGCUUUUAUCCUCAAUGAUCCAGAAAUUAAUAGACCCUGCUGUUGAUCCUGUGGGUUAUACAAAGCUGAUUUUGCUUACCACUCUCUUUGCUGGUAUCUUUCAAACUGCGUUUGGACUCUUCAGGUUGGGGUUCCUUGUGGAUUUCUUAUCCCAUGCUGCAAUUGUUGGAUUUGUAGCAGGAGCAGCCGUUGUGAUUGGUCUUCAACAGUUGAAGGGACUUUUAGGAAUCACUUAUUUUACCACCAAAACCGACAUAAUCUCUGUCAUGAAAGCUGUCUGGGAAGCAGCAGUUCAUAAUCCCUGGAACCCUCGUAAUUUUAUCCUCGGAUGCUCGUUCUUGGUCUUCAUCCUAACAACUAGAUUUCUGGGUAAAAAGAAGAAGAAGCUAUUCUGGUUGGCAUCAAUCUCUCCUCUUGUAUCUGUUAUACUGUCAACUCUAGUUGUUUUUCUGACACGAGCAGAUAAAAAUGGAGUUAAAAUUGUUAAAUACGUUAAAGGGGGACUGAAUCCAAGCUCCAUUCAUCAGUUAGAUUUCAAUAACCCCAAUGUUGGAGAAGUCGCCAAAAUUGGACUAGUCGUUGCUGUUGUUGCCCUUACUGAAUCUGUUGCUGUUGGACGGUCUUUUGCAUCCAUCAAAGGGUACCAACUUGACGGAAACAAGGAGAUGGUGUCAAUAGGCUUCACAAACAUCAUAGGCUCUUUAACCUCCUGCUAUGUUGCAACUGGUUCGUUCUCGCGUACUGCGGUCAAUUAUGCAGCUGGCUGUGAAACUUUAGUGUCAAACAUUGUGAUGGCCGUCACCGUCUCAAUAUCACUGCAGUUUUUGACAAAGCUCUUAUAUUAUACCCCAACAGCUAUUCUUGCUUCAGUAAUCCUCUCUGCUCUCCCAGGACUCAUUGACAUCAAUGAAGCUUACAAAAUUUGGAAGGUUGAUAAGCUUGACUUUCUUGCUUGCUCUGGAGCCUUCUUUGGUGUACUCUUUGCAUCUGUCGAGAUUGGUCUUCUAGUGGCGGUGGUAAUAUCCUUUUCAAAGAUCAUUCUCAUUUCUAUUCGACCUGGCACAGAAACUCUAGGAAAACUUCCUGGAACUGAUUUGUUCUGCGAUGUGUAUCAAUAUCCAAUGGCAGUGAAGAUUCCUGGGGUUAUGAUAAUACGUGUCAAGUCUGCAUUGCUUUGCUUUGCAAAUGCCAAUUUCGUUAGAGAAAGGAUUAUCAAAUGGGUCACUCAGGAAGAAUCAGAAGAUGACAAGGGAAAUUCAAAAAGCACUAUUCAACUUGUUAUUCUUGACACCUCCAAUUUGGUGAACAUUGACACCUCCGGAAUUGCUUCUCUAGAGGCACUGCACAAGAGUUUGUCUUCCAAGGGGAAACAGUUAGCCAUUGCAAACCCAAGGUGGCAAGUGAUUCACAAGCUAAAGGUGUCCAACUUUGUCACCAAAAUCGGUGGCAGAGUCUUUCUGACUGUUGAAGAAGCUAUUGGCUGCAAAAGCGAGUGCUAAGUUAGAUGACUAUUACUAGCUAAGAACAAUAAGAACAAUAUCUAAUAGCCAUUUGCCUUGUUGGAAAAUCAUAACAGUACUUUAUUAUGUGUGCUUGUAUCUUGGAUUUCCAGUCCCAUAGUACGUUAUGUACGAAAUGGGACAGUAGAAUUAUAAGUCAUCUUGUAAUUCUUGUUGGAGAUGCUGUGUGUUUCUAUCCAUGUAAGUGCUUAUUAAAAUAGCAGUUUGAUGUGGCAUGUGUAAAAUAUAGGUAAG
This is a messenger RNA of Gastrolobium bilobum, 2268 nucleotides long. Its product is annotated as sulfate transporter 2.1-like. Gene Ontology annotation, cellular component: membrane. The transcript is spliced from 12 exons. Gene Ontology annotation, molecular function: secondary active sulfate transmembrane transporter activity. The record is from RefSeq and is a predicted model, not a curated record. Lineage: Eukaryota; Viridiplantae; Streptophyta; Magnoliopsida; Fabales; Fabaceae. Gene Ontology annotation, biological process: transmembrane transport. The coding region runs from base 58 to 2013 and encodes 651 amino acids.